This is a messenger RNA of Meyerozyma guilliermondii ATCC 6260, 2283 nucleotides long. RefSeq names its product Cex1p (gene CEX1). Gene Ontology annotation, biological process: tRNA export from nucleus; protein phosphorylation. The record is from RefSeq and is a predicted model, not a curated record. Lineage: Eukaryota; Fungi; Ascomycota; Pichiomycetes; Serinales; Debaryomycetaceae. The transcript has a single exon. Gene Ontology annotation, molecular function: ATP binding; protein kinase activity. Bases 1 to 2283 code for a protein of 760 amino acids. Gene Ontology annotation, cellular component: cytoplasm.
AUGAACUUCAUUUCGAGUGCUUUAAGCUCGCUAACUGGAACUUCCAUUCCAUACACUAUUGGCGAGAAAGUAUCAUCGCCACUUCCAGAUCAACCAUUUUCAGUAUGGACUAUUUACGAUGGUACAGAUCCCAAAAAAGACAACUCACCGGUAACAAUCUUUGAAAUGAACCUUCAGGAACCUUCCAAUGUAAGAAGUGACUUUGUUUCGCUCGCCAGAAACGCGUUCAAAAAACUGAAAUUGGUAAAAUUUCCUUCGAUCCUUUCAAUAAUUGACUACAUUGAAAACGAUAACUUCAUCUAUAUUAUUUCCGAGCCCGUGGUACCUUUGUUCAAAUAUUUUGAUACCCAUGCUGACCGUAUAUCCAAAGAUGCCCGAAUUGCUGGAAUUUAUACUGUCGCUGAGGCACUAGCAUUUAUCAAUACUAAAGGUAAUUGCAUACAUGGCAAUUUGAAUUUCUACUCGUCAGUGUUUGUCAAUCCUGCUGGUGACUGGAAGUUAUUUGGCUUUGAGGUCUUGACGAAUUUAACGUCCGACCCUGACCAGCCUAUUUACAGGCUUGCGUCGCGAGCGCCAGGCUUCCUGGACAACCUUCCAGACGAUGUUGACGGUCAAGGACUCGACUCAAUAAGGCAGUUUCCUUUCAAGUUUGACUCUUAUAAGUUUGGUGUGUUCUUAUACCAAGUAUUAAGUUGGACAACCAGCUCCAGUCGUACUUAUAAGGUGCAAGCUCUGCAACUAACAAGCUCAUCAGCUAUACCCAAAUCAUUGGCAGGACCGUUCAAGCGUUUGGUUAGCAAGAAACCAAACUUGCGCAUCAACAUUGACAAGUUUUUGGCCGAAUGUUCUUCAACUUUCGAGAACAACGACCUCAUAAAUUUGAGUAAGUUACUCGGAGACCUUGUGUUUGAAAAUGAAGAUAAGAAAUUGCAAUUCUACAAGUUCGAACUUCCACGCCAUUUUCCUGAUGAUGUGGAAAAUGUUGCUUUUCCACCAGGAUUCCUUGAGAACAAAGUGCUUCCGGAACUCCUUACUCAGUAUCAGAAUGUGGUGAACUUGAAGCCAACUGUUAAUUCAACCGUUGACUCACACCAACAAAAACAGGAUACUUUAUCCAUUCUCCUCAACUACAUUCUCAAGUUUGGUUGCUCUCUUCCUGAACCAAAGUUCAAUAAAGUUGUAAAGCCCAUUAUACUUCAAAGUUUCAGUUUGGGAGACCGCUCAAUUCGAUUGACGUUAUUGGCGCAUUUGCAGUCAUAUGAAUGUUUUCUCUCUGAAUCUGACGUUCAAAGCAAGUUGUUUUAUAACUUGUUGGGUGGCUUCCAAGACUCUAAUUAUAUGAUUCGUGAGACUACUUUGAAAUCCAUUACUACAAUCAUAGACAAGAUCUCCGUCAAGCAGGUCAACCAAGAUUUAUUGAAAGUCCUUGCAAAGUCACAAAUGGACCCCAAACCUUCUAUUCGGACUAAUACGCUCGUGCUCAUAAUCAAGAUUUCGGACAAAAUUUAUGCAAACUCCAGAAAUAAUGUUCUAGCUACAGCUCUUGCCAAGUCGUUGAGGGACACUUUUACUCCAAGCAAGUUGGCAGCCCUCUCAGGCUUUGAAACUCUUAAAGACCAAUUUACUCUAGAGGAUAUUUGCAACAAAGUUUUGGGUACCUUGGCAAUUGCAUUAAUGGACGUUCACUCAGUGAAGGUAAGGACUACAGCUAAGGAAGUUUUUGAUCUGUAUUUGCAAGUUGUCGAAAGGCAUGCUUCGGGCUUACCCAAAACAGAAAUUGACAGCAACGCUGAAGAAGAGGAGUUCUUCAGAAAGCACGCACCUACUGUUACACCUUCGAGCGACGAGACCAACAAUGCCACAAGCGGCUCUAAGACCGGCUUUGGAUGGAAGAUCGUCAACAAAUUGGUAUCAUCUUCGGAUAUGGACGGAGUACUCAAUCAUGAAUUCAACACUUCUACACCAGAUCUCACGAGAACCUCAAGCAAUGCAGAUGUUGGGACUACAAAUGGUUUAGGGUCUCAGAAUGCGAGACCUCCUUCUGUGGAACUCGAAGUGGAUGAUGGAUGGGGCUUCGAUGAUGAGGAUGCGGAGCCCGUAGUAACAGAGAGGGUAUCUCAAACUGCAACCAAAAACAAACCAAUGGUAAAGUCUACACGCAAAGAAAGCAUACUUAAAUUGGGCAAGUCUCUAAAAAACAAACAAAAACCCAUAACCAGACUCAAUAUCAAACUAGACGACGAUGAUGACAACGAUGGCUGGAAUGUUGAAGACAAUUGGUGA